Molecule: messenger RNA, 1896 nt
Organism: Equus quagga
Lineage: Eukaryota; Metazoa; Chordata; Mammalia; Perissodactyla; Equidae
Gene: GP5
Product: glycoprotein V platelet
Exons: 2
Coding region: 55-1896 (613 amino acids)
Cellular component (GO): plasma membrane
Molecular function (GO): protein binding
Source: RefSeq, a predicted model, not a curated record
GAAGAUAUUUGUGAUUAAGAACUGGAAUACGCCCUCUGAGAUAGGGUCCUUUCCAUGACUGUUUUUCUGGUGCAGUCUUUAUCCUCAGGAUGCAAGGAUACCUCCUCUUCCUUUGGAAAGUGCCGAGUCACAGGCAAAGCUCUAAGCUUUUCAGUUGCUUUGGGGUGCAGUACCAUUGCAGACAUGCUGAGGAGCGCCUUGCUGUGCGCCGUGCUCGGGCUCCUGCGCGCCCAGCCCUUCCCCUGCCCACCAGCCUGCAAGUGUGCCUUCCGGGACGUUGCGCAGUGCUCCGGGGGCGACGUGGCGCGCAUCGCCGCGCUCGGCCUGCCCACCAACCUCACGCUCAUCCUGCUCUCCCGAAUGAGCCGCGGCGCCUUGCGGAAUGACAGCUUCAGUGGUAUGACCGUCCUGCAGCGCCUGAUGCUGUCAGACAGCCACAUUUCCGCCAUUGCCCCCGGCACCUUCGAUGACCUGAUAAAACUAAAAACCCUGAGAUUGUCCCGCAACAAGAUCACUCAUCUUCCAGGCGCGCUAUUGGAUAAGAUGGUCCUCCUAGAGCAGUUGUUUUUGGACCGCAAUGAACUAAAGGGCAUUGACCAAAACAUGUUUCAGAAACUGGUUAACCUGCAGGAGCUCUUUUUGAACCAAAAUCAACUCGCUUUCCUUCCUCUUAGCCUCUUCACAACUCUGGGGAACCUGAAAUUGUUGGAUUUAUCGGGAAACAAUUUGACUCACCUGCCCAAGGGAUUGCUUGGGGCACAGGCUAAGCUUGAGAAACUUCUGCUCCACUCGAACCAGCUCGUCUCUCUGGAUUCGGGGUUGUUGAACAGCCUGCGCGCCCUGAUCGAGCUGCAGCUCGACAGAAAUCACAUCCGUUUCAUCGCACCCGGUGCCUUCGACCGGCUCCAAAACCUGAGCUAUUUGACUCUUUCCAGAAACCACCUCGAAUUCCUGCCCUCUGCUCUCUUUCUUCAUUCGCACAAUUUGACUCUAUUGACCCUGUUCGAGAACCCGCUGGAAGAGCUCCCGGAGGUGCUCUUCGGGGAGAUGGCCGGCCUGCAGGAGCUGUGGCUGAACGGCACCCGGCUGCGCACCCUGCCAGCCGCCGCCUUCCGCAACCUGAGCCGCCUGCGGGUGUUGGGGGUGACUCUGAGCCCGCUUCUGAGCGCGCUCCCAGAGGGCGCCUUCCGAGGCCUCGGCGAGCUCCGGGUGCUCGCGCUGCGCUCCAACAGCCUGGCCUCCCUCCCCGACGGCUUGCUGCGCGGCCUCCUGAGGCUGCGCAAAGUGUCGCUGCGCCACAACCGGCUGCGGGCCCUGCCCCGCGCGCUCUUCCGCAACCUCAGCAGCCUGGAGGAGGUCCAGCUCGACCACAACCAGCUGGAGAGCCUGGCUGGCGACGUGUUUGAGGCUCUGCCCCGGCUGACGGAGGUCCUGCUGGGGCACAAUCCUUGGCGCUGCGAUUGUGGCCUCGGGCCAUUCCUGGAGUGGCUGCGGCAGCACCCGGGCCUCGUGAGCCGAGUGGAGCCCCCGCGCUGUCGCGGCCCGGGGCAGCGCGCCGGCCGGCCGCUCUUGGCCCUGGGGGAAGGUGACCUGGGGUGCCCGAGCACCCGGGGCCCGCCUCCCUACUCUCCCGCGGACAGCUCCUCCGCAGCCCCCACCCAGCCGGCCCUGCCCGCGGCCUCCACCCACCCUGCCUGGGUGCCUAGGAGCUCAGAACCCUGGGCACGGGCCCAGCCGCUUGCCCAGGGCGAGCAUCAAGACCAUAGCCUGUUCUGGGCUCUUUAUUUUCUGCUUUUAGUUACUCAGGCCAUAAUAACUGGCAUCAUUGUGUUUGCUAUGAUUAAACUCGGCGGGCUCUUUCGAAAACUAAUCAGAGAUAGAGCUCUUGAGUAUUGA